Messenger RNA from Alternaria hordeiaustralica, 564 nucleotides. RefSeq lists its product as uncharacterized. Bases 1 to 564 code for a protein of 187 amino acids. Gene Ontology annotation, biological process: tRNA processing. The transcript has a single exon. Lineage: Eukaryota; Fungi; Ascomycota; Dothideomycetes; Pleosporales; Pleosporaceae. The record is from RefSeq and is a predicted model, not a curated record. Gene Ontology annotation, cellular component: nucleolar ribonuclease P complex.
AUGGCUUCAGCAACUCAAACAGAGCUGAGGGCGAAGUUCCUUCAGGAAGCCGCUCAUCUCCUCGCAAUUCCCUCGCCAACAACGGCAGCGUUUCUAGGUAAUGCAUGCAACAAGCUAAUCGAAGAUGCUGAAGUCGGUAUUUCAAGCAAGGAGACGGAUGCCCUCCGACGAAGUAUUUGCGGCGCAUGCGGGAAUGUCAUGAUUCCAGGAUGGUCGUGCAAGGUUUCGAACAAAGACAAGCGCAAGAACACUGGCAGAAAGUCGUCGGUGCCCGAGAAAAGUAUUCGGUAUACCUGCUUGCGAUGCGAACGAGAGACACUUCAGACGCUUCAGCGAAGGCCUCGCAGACAGGUCAAGAGAUCACGGUCUCUGUUGGAUACAGUCUCAACGUCGGCGGCUCCGACUACGACUAAGAAAGAAGACGAUACAGCUCCAAAGACGAUUAAUGCAAGCAGCAAGCAAAGACAGAGGGCACGCAAAGGCGGCCUGCAAGCUAUGCUUGAAAAGAAGAAGACACAAGACUCGGGCACGGGCGGACUCGAUUUCAUGGACUUUGCGCUGUAA